AUUCUCUCGCACCAAAGCUCAUAAACAUCCUGUCUAUUUUUAUCACAACACAAUGCACAGUACCUUUUUCCUCUUACCAGGGGGUCUUACCCCCACAGCAUAAUUACAGAAGAUGGGAAAUGAUACCAUUUUUUACACUACCUUUUUUUAAAAAAAAAAAAAAAUACAUUUUGAAAUUGAUUUCAUUUAUUGCUGUGAUGGCAAAGCUGAACUUUCAGCAUCAUUACUCAGUGUCACGUGAUCCUUCAGAAAUCAUUCUGCUGAUUUUAUGCCUUUGUUGUCAUCUCCUCACACAUGUUUUUCACUUCUUCAUGGCCUAUUUUAAGUUCCAUGAGGUUAUUCAGAUGGCAAACCAUGAUCAGGGGUCACACAUGCAUUCAUGGGGUCACACAUUUAGACGGAUGCUCCUACUGAGGGGAAGAAAGAGAGAGAGGGGUGCAGGACAUGAGUAUUUAUCAAAGCAAUACCCUCUUGGGAAGUCAAAUGAAACGGAGGACAAACCGUGACUGUGUGGAUGAAGAAUACAUUCAACAUUAUUCUUAGUGACUUGAUCAUCAUUUUUCUGUUCUAUUUUAAAAAAAAAAUCAGCUGUUUUGAUUGUGUUCGAGCAUUGAUUGUGCUAUAAAAGGUUUUGGGUUUACAGUGUGGUAGAGAGUGCGAACAACCCGCUGAUGUCAUUGAAUGAACAUGACCGCAGUUCUCACAAUAAUCGGCGCCGCGCUUCUCUGUGUUGUGAGCGCGCGACCUGCGAUGAUGGCAGAUCAGUACGCGCGAGGAGUGGUAAGAAUAUUUCAAAUCUCUCUAUUAAAACGAGCGCUUAUGUUUUACAUUAAUUAUCUCAUAUGCAAGAUAGGUGACAGCUUUUUAUUACAAUUUUUGUCGCCUGGAACUGAUUUUCAGUGAUGAAGACAUUUUAUUUUACUAUUUUCAUUAAAAAAAAAAAAUUCAAACAAAACAAUAAAACAAAAUAAACUGUCAAUCUUGUUAAUUUUUUUACCUAUAAAAUUAAUCAACAUCAAAAAGUAACUAAAUAAUACACAAGCUAUCAUAAUACAAAAUCUGAUACAAAUAUACAUUAAUUGUGCAGAUACUUUUACUACUGUCUCAGCAAUGUUUCAUUGCUUUCAGAGCUUUUUUCUUUUCUUUUUUUAUUAAUUAACAAUGUAUAUGAAUUUUGUGUGUGUGUGUGUGUGUGUGUGUAGGACUGGUUGAUUCGGUAUGGGUAUUUACCAUCUCCAGACUCUCUAAUUGGUCGACUUCAAACCAGGGAGGGUAUUGAAGAAGCUGUCCGUAAAAUGCAGCGUUUUGCUGGUAUUGAAGAGACUGGCGAACUAGGUGACCAUUCACUUGUUUUUACUGUAACAGUUGAGAUUUAUCCAGAUGGAAACAUAUGUGAACGCCUCAGGGCACACUAUACCACGUGAUCUUUCUGCGUGAAUUGUCAUUACUUAGGGAAGUUCUGAUGAUUCCACUUUUGUCGAAGUUUAGAUCGGACCACAUUAGAAAUGAUGGCCAGACCUCGCUGCUCUCUCCCGGACACCAUCAGCUCUGAGGAUCUGUUAAAAGGAAAGAGAAGAGGUAAAGGGAAGAUGAAGAGGAGAUACACUCUGCCAAGGCUGAGCUGGGACAAGACUGACAUCACCUGGAGCGUGCAAGAUUUUCCCUCUCCCUCUAUGUCUCCCACUCUACAUCCAGGGCUGGUAAGGCUCAUUUUGACUUAUGCCCUCCGAGCAUGGGGUGAUGUCACACAUCUGCGUUUCCACGGGACUUCUCCUUAUGACCCGUCACCACAGACAGACAUCAAAGUCACCUUUGCCAGUGGCUACCAUGAGGAUGGGUAUCCUUUUGAUGGCAAGGGGGGCACACUGGCGCAUGCAUUCUUCCCAGGAAAAGACGAUCUUGCUGGUGACACACACUUUGAUGAUGGAGAGAGCUGGAGCAAUGGAGAUAGGAGCAGCAGCACAGAUUUGUUCACAGUUGCAGUGCAUGAGUUUGGUCAUGCUUUAGGCCUGUUUCACUCCUCCUCCAAUGAAUCCAUCAUGAAGCCUUAUUACUAUGGUCCUGUGGGAGACAUGCACAGCUACUCCUUACCCCUUGAUGACAGACUGAGAAUACAGGCACUCUAUGGAAAAAGACCAGAUUUUAAAUCUUCUCCAUCUGUUGCUGCACCCACAACUAAUCUGCCCCAUUUCUCGACCCAUGCUCCUCCACAUCCUCCCUAUCACCCACCAGCCCCUGCUGAUCACUGUCAGGGAGGUUAUGAUGCAGUCGCUAAUAUCAGAGCAGAGGUUUUCUUCUUUAGAGGUCCACACUUUUGGAGGGUACAUCAUUCAGGCUCAUUAAUGUCCUUGACUCCAGCUCUGAUCCACAGCUUCUGGAUCGGUUUGCCUCCAGAAACCGUCAGAGUUGAUGCAGUAUAUGAGAGAAGAGAUGGAUAUAUUGUAUUCUUUAUUGGUAAUCUGUACUGGGUAUUUAGAAACACAAUUUCCCUCCCUGGGUACCCACGGCCACUUUCAGAAUGGGGUUUACGCUCUUCUGCAGGACGGGUUCCAGAGAGAGUGGAGGCGGUAUUUGUGUGGCCGCACAAUGGCAGGACGUACCUGUUCAGUGGUGGAGAGUACUGGAGGUUUGAUGAGGCGGGAACUGAGAGGAAGCUGGAGGAAGGGUACCCUAAACCAGCGUCCAUCUGGGGGAUGCCCUCUCAUCCUGAUGAUAUCAUUGGAUUUCUAGAUGGAGACACAUACUUCUUUAAAGAUUCAAACUACUGGAUUUUAAAAAGAGGGGGCUUGGAGCAGGAAUCUGCUUUCCCGAAAUCCAUUGCUACUGACUGGAUGAAAUGUGAUGGUAACAUUUCAGCUCACAGACCUGAGAUUCCCAGAAGAGACAAAGACUGUAGCUGUGUCCAGAGUACAGCCGCUGGGAUAUGUGCUUUGUCAGCUGUUAUAUAUUCAAUUAUCGUAGUUUGUAUUUUGGUUCUUAAGUUGUACUGAUAAUAUUCAUAUUAUUUGUGUAGUAUUUACUGGUAUUUUUUAAUGUUGUGACUGUGUAGUUUGUAAAAAAUGAUUUUAGCAAUCAAUGAAUUACUGCCAUCAUCUGGGAUAGAAAAGUGUCCAAUGGUUGCUUACUUUAGUACCUAAGCAGAUGCGGUGCAUAAUCUUGACAUUGUUUGCCUACUGUUUCUUGAAUACUGUGUAUUCGGAUAUCUUACUCAUUUGAAAUACUGCUUUUUACAAAUUAUAUAUAGAUUAUAUUACAGUACACUAAAUGGUCAGUGUUCUGAAGAACACUAGAUGGUUGCAAAACUAGCACACUAUGGACUAAAAGCCAUGAAACAAUAUUUUAAUCAAUGUUUGAACUGCUUCUGAAAUACUAAAUUAAAAAUUCAAAGAUGUCAUUUAAUUAUUCUUUAUGUAUUAUAACAGAACGUACAAUGUAAUGUAAAAUAAAACUCAUAUUGUGUGAGGCUUAUUCUGUUUUGUUUUUUUUCUUUCAAUUUCAAAUAAAUGUUGUUCUUUUGAACUUUCUAUUCAACAAAGUGUCCUGAACAAUGUAUCACAGUUUCUGUUUUUAACAUUGAUAAUAAUAAAGAGAAAUGUUUC
Ctenopharyngodon idella (grass carp) is the source of this 3599-nucleotide messenger RNA. It is a transcript of the gene mmp25a, whose product is annotated as matrix metallopeptidase 25a. Bases 1506 to 2990 code for a protein of 494 amino acids. Gene Ontology annotation, molecular function: metalloendopeptidase activity; zinc ion binding. Gene Ontology annotation, cellular component: extracellular matrix. NCBI's taxonomy places the organism in Eukaryota, Metazoa, Chordata, Actinopteri, Cypriniformes, Xenocyprididae. The transcript has 8 exons. Gene Ontology annotation, biological process: proteolysis; extracellular matrix organization; collagen catabolic process. The record is from RefSeq and is a predicted model, not a curated record.